This is a messenger RNA of Durio zibethinus, 1612 nucleotides long. RefSeq names its product histidinol-phosphate aminotransferase, chloroplastic. Lineage: Eukaryota; Viridiplantae; Streptophyta; Magnoliopsida; Malvales; Malvaceae. Gene Ontology annotation, biological process: L-histidine biosynthetic process. Gene Ontology annotation, molecular function: pyridoxal phosphate binding; L-histidinol-phosphate:2-oxoglutarate transaminase activity. The record is from RefSeq and is a predicted model, not a curated record.
UAUACCUUUACAUAAUUUUUAGUUUUACAGUCUUUUAGGGUUUUAUACCUGUUAUCAUUUCAAACAUCUCUUCUAAAAAAACCUUUGAGAGACAUUCAUGGGUGUCAGCAAUAUAUCCACCGCUGCUUCACUUUGUUUGGUCAAAUCCAAAGCCAACUUUCAUCAAACCGUGAAUUCUCAAAGACCCAUAUGCUCUUUUGAAGGAAAUCCUAGAAGGGUCAUCAUGGCUACUAUCUCUUCAUCUCCUUCCACUGUACCCGUCGAGCAUGUCAAUCAGAAGUUGAGUGGUGACUCUUUUAUUCGACCUCAUCUGAGAAAAUUGUCUCCUUAUCAACCCAUUUUGCCUUUCGAGGUUUUGUCAGCAAAACUUGGAAGAAAGCCUGAGGAUAUCAUCAAAUUAGAUGCAAAUGAAAAUCCUUACGGUCCACCUCCAGAGGUUCUUGAAGCGUUGGGGUCAUUGAAGUUCCCAUAUAUCUAUCCUGACCCUGAAUCUCGUCAAUUGCGUUCUGCCCUUGCUGAAGAUUCGGGGCUUGAAUCUGAUUAUAUUCUUGUGGGUUGUGGCUGCGAUGAGCUUAUUGAUUUGAUCAUGCGAUGUGUGCUUGAUCCUGGCGACAAGAUUGUUGACUGCCCUCCAACCUUUACAAUGUAUGAAUUUGACGCUGGUGUUAAUGGGGCACAAGUUAUCAAAGUUCCGAGGAAGUCGGACUUCAGCUUGAAUGUGGAACUCAUUUCUGAGGCUGUUGAGCGAGAAAAACCAAAAUGCAUAUUUCUAACUUCUCCUAAUAAUCCAGAUGGGAGUAUAAUUAGUGAUGAAGUUCUCUUGAAGAUCCUUGACAUGCCUAUAUUGGUGGUGCUGGAUGAAGCUUACAUUGAGUUUUCAGGAAUUGAAUCUAGAAUGCAAUGGGUGAAGAAGCAUGAUAAUCUAAUUGUUCUUCGAACAUUUAGCAAAAGAGCUGGUUUAGCUGGGCUUCGAGUUGGAUAUGGCUCAUUCCCUUUGAGCAUAAUUGAGUAUUUGUGGAGAGCAAAGCAACCAUACAAUGUUUCUGUUGCUGCUGAAGUUGCUGCAUGUGCCGCCUUGCAGAACCCAAAAUAUCUAGAGACAGUGAAAGAGGCUUUGGUACAAGAACGCGAUAGGCUUUUUAAACUUCUUAAGGAAGUACCAUUUCUGAAUCCAUAUCCAAGCUAUUCUAAUUUCAUUUUAUGUGAGGUGACAUCUGCAAUGGAUGCUAAGAAAUUAAAGGAUGACCUUUCAAAAAUGGGGGUAAUUGUCCGUCACUAUAACAAGAAAGAGUUGAAGGGGUAUAUCCGUGUGACUGCUGGGAAGCCUGAACACACAGAUGCCUUGAUGGAGUGCUUGAGGCAUCUAUCGUGAUUCCUUUCGCAAAACUGUGUUGACAUUAAACAGGAGAUUUAUUCAAUUUCCCUCAAGACCAGACAAAAAGUUUAUAUUUGAGUUGUUUGUAUUGUCGUAUGACGGAAUUGUUUUUGAUGUAUUAUGUCAACCUGCCUUUUGAUUUAAGAUUGUUAAAUCGAUAAAUUUGUGCUGCACUGGUGGUAAAAACUGAGCCAAACGGGCCCUUAGUAUAAUGACUUCCAAUAUUUUGGGAAAGUA